UUUUCUUUUUUCAGUAAAUUUUAUUAUUUGACGUAAAUUUAUUGUUGCUGUUUGUUUUUCAGCCAUGGGAUUUGAAUCGAAAAAGACACCAAAAAAAGAAGAAAAAGGACAGGAAGCAGGGCCGAGUGAUAAAAAAAGAAGGAAAAAACUCCGGAAAAGAAGGAAAAAACUCCUGAAAAAAUUAAAAAAGAAGGGAAUUCAAAAGAUGGAAAGAUAAAAAAGGAUGGAAAGGAAGAAUUGAAGAAUGAUGGAAAAAUUAAAAAGGAAAAGAAAGAGGUUUCA
This is a messenger RNA of Meloidogyne enterolobii, 282 nucleotides long. The record is from the annotation of a GenBank genome assembly. Lineage: Eukaryota; Metazoa; Nematoda; Chromadorea; Rhabditida; Meloidogynidae.